Raphanus sativus (radish) is the source of this 1455-nucleotide messenger RNA. RefSeq lists its product as uncharacterized. The record is from RefSeq and is a predicted model, not a curated record. Gene Ontology annotation, molecular function: protein binding. The coding region runs from base 16 to 1416 and encodes 466 amino acids. NCBI's taxonomy places the organism in Eukaryota, Viridiplantae, Streptophyta, Magnoliopsida, Brassicales, Brassicaceae. The transcript has 2 exons.
UCUUUUCACUCAGAGAUGCUUCGAUGGGCCCAUUUAACUGCAGGAGUUCUCUCCGUUGUUAUCCUGUCUUCACUCCUCGUGGUCUUCCUCCGCCGCUGGUGCUGUCUCCGGAGACGAGAGAACUCCACCGCCCAUAACACGUCUAGCCCCAUUUGGAGCGAGAGCUUUCAGGCUAGAAUCUCUAAACUCCACCAAACCAGCCUAAGCCACCAGCUAGAAAUAUCCGACAUGAAACGCAGAGGAAGUAUACAAAAUUCUUGCGUCUCACGUAGCGCGACGGGCGGAUGCCCAUCAGAGUCUGGUCUAUUCAUCUGGACAGACCAUCCGGCUUUGGUGGCAGAAGCGGUAGAGAAUGGGUGGACAAGCUUCGGUUUCCUUGUCCAUGCAUCAACUGCUACGGUUAGCGGAGCAUCUCCGCCACCUGCACUUCUAGGGCUUUGCACGACAGCAGGGAGCGAUGAACCUGGUGUAGUGAUCACAUGGGAAAUUUCAAACGGGUCCGGGGAUUUCACUCAGACAAUCAACUUUAAUCGCAUAUUUAGAGACACAGGUAACGGGAAAACCCCAUUAAUCGUUCUCCGAGCAGCUCUACCGCUACCCGGACCACAACUCAUAUGCUCUGCUUUCCCACAGGAGGCUUACAUUGAAAUCACACUUCUCGAGAUUAUUGGUCCCCGAGGUGUUAGUGACGUAUGCAGUGAACUUGCAUCACUGGAAGGUGAAAAAUCUAUGUUAUUCAAGAGCCAAGGACAAACACCUGUGACAAGAAAAAAAUGGGAUAGGCGAAAUGAGGAAGCAAUUUUGUCCCUAGGACUAGGGACUGGUGGUUCCGAUUACCUCAGCGAGGCACGACUGCCAGGAAAGUUUCCCGCUUCUAUUGGAUUUCAAUCAGAUGGCGCUGUAUAUCUUGAUGGAAUGAAGUUGGUUUGUGAAUCAGAGAAACAUGAGUGGGCGAAGGAAAACAAGGUUGUUGGAUGUGGUUAUGACCCGAGGAAGAGGAAGGUUUACUUCACAGUCAACUCACACUUGGCUCACGUCAUUAACUGUAAAGCAGACGAAUUUGAGACACCUCUCUACCCUAUUCUUGCUUCCAAUACAGAGGCCACAGUUCUUAUUAACUUGGGGCAGUCUCCUUUUCAUUAUGGCCCGGCAAACUUGCAACGCACACCCAACCCGUGCAGUAGUGCUGUUGCCGGGCUUGAGGACAGCAAAGAAUUGUUUUCCAUCGGGAGAUUAGAUUCCCAGUAUUUAAGAAACUUCUUCGUCAACAGAGGAAAUAGUGAGGUGAUUACAAGCGGGAGGACCAUUGUGGGACAUAGCCAUAGACGUAAGCUGGACUAUGACGAAGAAUCCGAUGCUGAUCUUUUUGAGAUUGCGCUAGAGUGUUCUGGUAAACCAAAUAUUGCCAAGUUGUAGCAUUUAUACGAAUAACAUUAUCUCAUCUCAUGAAGUGUA